Messenger RNA from Grammomys surdaster, 1651 nucleotides. RefSeq names its product refilin-A. Gene Ontology annotation, molecular function: filamin binding. The record is from RefSeq and is a predicted model, not a curated record. Lineage: Eukaryota; Metazoa; Chordata; Mammalia; Rodentia; Muridae. The transcript is spliced from 3 exons. Gene Ontology annotation, cellular component: actin filament bundle. Gene Ontology annotation, biological process: negative regulation of chondrocyte development; skeletal system morphogenesis; actin filament bundle organization. The coding region runs from base 119 to 733 and encodes 204 amino acids.
GUUUGCCUCGGGAGCAGGUCUCAGCUGGAGCCGCAGGCCGGAGCCUCCUUGUCUCUCCUCUGGCCCAGUGGUGGCGGGGACCCGAGCUGCUGGGGUCCGAGCCCCGCGCCCGCCAGUCAUGGUGGGUCACCUGCAUCUGCAGGCCAUGGGGGGCACGCGGGAGCAGAGCCGCGACGGCUUGCUGGACAGUCCCGACUCAGGACUGCCCCCCAGUCCCAGCCCUAGCCCGCCCUUCUACGCCCUGUCGCCGGGCACGCUGGACACCCGUGCCACCACUGAAACUCCAGCGGCCACUUCCCUCUUCCAAAAUCCCCCAGCCCUGGAGAUGAGGUCGAGGCUGCUGCCCGUGUUCUUUGGGGAGAGCAUCGAGGUGGACCCAGAACCUGCACAUGAAAUCCGCUGCAACUCUGAGGUCACCUAUGCCUCAGAGAGAUACUUCCGCGACAAGAUCUUCUACGCUCCGGUGCCCACGGUCACAGCCUACAGCGAGACCAUAGUGGCGGCGCCCAACUGCACGUGGCGGAGCUACCGCAGCCAGCUGACCCUGGAGCCCCGCCCACGGGCCCUGCGCUUCGGAAGCACCGCCAUCAUCUUCCCCAAACUGGCCCGCAGCUCCUUCCGCACCACGCUGCACUGUAGCCUCGGCCAGCCACGGCACUGGUACUCCUCCAGCCUGCAGCUGCAGCGGUGUGGGGACCCUGCACCCAGUUCCAGUGGCCCUGAUGUACUCUGAAGAGCCCAGUGUCAGAGGAGGAGCUGAGUGUGGGAGAGGUCCAGGAAAGAUGGCCAGGCUACCACCACAGGCUAGGCUGGCCGUGCCUGAGCUCUUGCCUAGAGGAUCCCGUGAAUGCAUCUUUCAUUAGCCUUAUACAGGCUCUGUGGGCUCAUGGGCAGGGCCAAGCAUGUCCUGGUGUGCCCUUGAGGCAAAGACGGCCCUAUGUACCACAGGACACAGGGCACUCAGCCACGGUCUGGCUCGAAACCUCAUUCUUGGAGAGGCUCGUUUCCAAAAUAGGUCAUUAAAAAAAAAAAAAAACCGCUCAUCCCAGCUGAGAACCGCAGGUGCAGAGGGCAGAGCUAGCUUACCCUGAACUGAGAUGGGAGAGGCUGGGGGUACCCUGAACACAUAGUCUGCUGUGCAGGGCGGCCCACGUGCCCCCACGAGACGCAUCUCUUGAGCCUCAAAGCUCUCUGGCAGGUGCUCAGGGAGGCUUCAAAGCAAAUGACGGGACAUGUCCAAUAACUGCCCAUGGCUGACUCUGGACUUGAGCCUACCGCAGGGCUCAGAACCGCAAGAGAAACCGUGUUGGAUUUUCUUGGCCUCCCGUCCUUACUUAGCAUGGAUUCUACAACUACGCCAGUUUCGGCUCUUGCUCACAACCUGGUGCUGUCCCCUGGUGCCCAGGCUAAAACAAGUCUCCGAGUUCACUUAGAGGUGAAGAUGUCCCUUUACCUCAACUGUCCAGUAGCUGGAAACCUGCCUCCUGCCUCCAUGGUGGCCCAGAGGGAAGGGACGCUCUUUGUGGAGCAACUAGAACUCAAAUGAUUGAUAGAUUUCUGUCGAUCUAUUAGCUUAGCCGAGGUGCCCCCCUGAUUAAAGAACAGCUUAAGAAAUUAGUGAAUUAUCUUAAUAAAAUGUACCCGCACAGCC